AUGCAACAAGCCGUGCUUGAUCCAGAAUCACAAGUGGAAAAGGGUGAAAAUGCUCGUAUGUCAUCAUUUGUUGGUGCUAUUGCAAUUGCUGAUAUGGUAAAAACAACAUUAGGUCCAAAAGGUAUGGAUAAAAUAUUACAAUCUAUGGGGGGCCCUGAUAAGAGCAUUUCAGUCACCAAUGAUGGUGCGACGAUCCUUCGCAGUGUAUAUGUGGAUAAUGCAGCUGCAAAAGUACUUGUAGAUAUUGCUAAGACGCAAGAUGAAGAGGUUGGAGAUGGUACUACAAGUGUUGCUGUUCUCUGUGGCGAGCUACUGCGUGAGGCUGAGAAACUCAUUGAUCAGCGUAUUCACCCGCAGACUGUUAUCGACGGCUGGCGUAUUGCUCUGACUACGGCUAAUGAAGCACUUGUGGCUUCAGCCCAGGAUAAUUCCCAUGACGCUGACAAAUUCCGCGAGGACCUUAUGAACAUUGCGCGGACGACUCUCAGCUCGAAGCUGCUGACGUACGAAAAGGACCACUUUGCCCAAUUGGCAGUGGACGCUGUACUUCGUCUGCGUGGAUCGAGCAACCUUGACUAUAUUCAAAUCAUCAAGAAAUCCGGUGGCUCUCUCCGUGACUCAUACCUGGAUGAGGGCUUUAUCCUAGACAAGAAGAUCGGUGUGGGACAGCCUAAGCGUGUUGAGAAUGCCAAAAUACUGGUAGCAAACACGGGAAUGGACACGGACAAAAUCAAGAUCUACGGCGCGCGUGUUAAGGUGGACUCGAUGGACAAGGUAUCGGCAAUUGAGGACGCCGAGAAGGCCAGAAUGAAGGCCAAGGUGGAAAAGAUUGCCCGCUUUGGCAUCAACUGCUUUGUAAAUCGACAGCUUAUCUACAACUAUCCCGAGCAGAUUUUCUCGGAUAAGGGUAUCAUGGCUAUCGAGCAUGCCGAUUUCGACGGUAUUGAGCAUCUGGCUGCGGUCACCGGAGGUGAGAUUGCGUCCACAUUCGACAACCCAGACGAAGUGCAACUUGGUGAGUGUAAGCUGAUUGAGGAAAUCAUUAUUGGCGAGGACCGGAUGCUGCGGUUUUCGGGUGUCAAGACAGGCACGGCUUGCUCUGUGGUGCUGCGCGGUGCUAGCUCGCACCUGCUGGACGAGGCCGAGCGCUCACUGCACGAUGCGCUAGCCGUGCUGACGCAGACGGUCAAGCACUCGCAGACUGUAAUGGGCGGCGGCUGCACGGAGGUGCUGAUGGCGCAGGCCAUUGACAACAAGGCUCCGUCCGUACCCGGCAAAAAGGCAUUGGCGAUGGAGGCGUUUGCACGCGCACUUCGCCAGAUUCCGAGCAUCAUCGCUGACAACGGUGGGUUUGACAGCUCAGAGCUGGUGACGCAGCUUCGCGCGGCGCACCAUCGUGGGGAGACAACGGCUGGUCUGGACAUGCGCACUGGCUGCGUGGGCGACAUGGAGUCGUUGGGCAUCCGCGAGGCGCUGAAGAGCAAGACGCAAGUGCUGUUCUCAGCCGCUGAGGCUGCUGAAAUGAUUCUCAGAGUAGACGACAUUAUUAAGUGCGCGCCACGCCAGCGCAAGGGACAGUAA
This is a messenger RNA of Peronospora belbahrii, 1581 nucleotides long. The record is from the annotation of a GenBank genome assembly. Lineage: Eukaryota; Oomycota; Peronosporomycetes; Peronosporales; Peronosporaceae.